AUGAAUUUCGAUGACCUCGUGGAAGAAAUGGAUUCCGAAGUUGAAUGCUCACCACCGUUGAGCCCCCAUAGAGAAAUAUCUUGCAACCUCGUUUGCGCUCCUCGAGUAGAACCAUCACAAAUUGUGGUACCGUUACCAUCUUCUGGCGGCCAUGCAGAUAUAAUCCAGAAGCUGGAUGCCAUUGAGACCCGACUCACUGCCAUUAAAAAGUCCCUAACAGACAGAAUGCCAGAAAAGGCCGAGGUGCAGGCACAAAGCAAAUUAUAGCGCGAAUGCCGCGUCAUAGCGGCAAAACGCAUCACCGGUGACUUGGAAGACGAACAUUACGUGGAGCUCGCUUCGAAACUGCCUAUGUCAUCGGAAGAGCAAGUGCGCUUCGUGGAAGACAAACUUUCACAAAAGGAAAGCAUGGAUGCUAUGAUGAGGCUAAUAUUGAAGUCAAAGUGGGCAAAAGGCAGUGUGGACGGCGUAGUGCGUGGUAUGCUUUCUGACGAUCUAAUGUACAACUACAAUUUAGAGGGGCGCAAGGGGAAGGGAUCCCUACUAAAGCUAAAGGUCGUAGGGUUAGCUUUUGAUAUAUUGCCUGACAAGGAAAAAAACACUAUCUGUGGGGAGUUCCGGAGAUUUGUGGCCUUAAUUCACAAUCGUUUUAAGCAAAAACAGCAUAAACUUAAGGCAAAAUUAAUAUAAGUUUUCUUAUUAUUACUUAUAUUUAUUAGUUUUAAGUUGUAAA
Messenger RNA from Bactrocera tryoni, 733 nucleotides. RefSeq lists its product as uncharacterized. The record is from RefSeq and is a predicted model, not a curated record. Lineage: Eukaryota; Metazoa; Arthropoda; Insecta; Diptera; Tephritidae.